Molecule: messenger RNA, 318 nt
Organism: Brachypodium distachyon (stiff brome)
Lineage: Eukaryota; Viridiplantae; Streptophyta; Magnoliopsida; Poales; Poaceae
Product: dihydrolipoyllysine-residue acetyltransferase component of pyruvate dehydrogenase complex-like
Exons: 1
Coding region: 1-318 (105 amino acids)
Source: RefSeq, a predicted model, not a curated record
AUGACAAAGUUGUCGGGCGCACUUGCUCCCGGGGCCACUGGCUUGCUUAUGGUGUUGGCGGCGCCGCCCACACCCACUAUUGCCAUCGUCGCCGCGCCCCCCGUCCCGACUUGGGGGCUUCCCCCGCUUGUGAUGGUGGCUGUGCGUGGCUUCUUGCUCAAGGUCGUAGGGGCGGCGGGGGAGCCGGAAGUGGCCCCCGCACCAAGCCUUGCCGCGCCGGCCACGACGGUCGCGGUGACCACCGCCGCCCCCGGGACGGCGCCCGGCGACGCGCCAGCAGCCGCGGACGCUGCUGGCGCGGAUUCUUCUGCCGUCUAG